Molecule: messenger RNA, 857 nt
Organism: Aspergillus aculeatus ATCC 16872
Lineage: Eukaryota; Fungi; Ascomycota; Eurotiomycetes; Eurotiales; Aspergillaceae
Exons: 1
Coding region: 207-710 (167 amino acids)
Source: RefSeq, a predicted model, not a curated record
UAUCUCGUGUAUAAGGAGCGCUUCUCUGUCUUCUCGGGCAUUUUUUUUUCUAAACUGUCAUCAACUUCUGGAAAGGCUGUGGUCUCUCGUUCGAGUACCGAGGUUUGUACCUGUGUAUAAGGAACUGGAUACUGAGACUAGCACGACGCUACGAGGUUCGGAACGGGCAUCAAUACUGUACAUACAUCAGCUGUACAUCGCGCAAUAUGACUUUAGAUUCUCGCUCAACUUCGAUUCCAUGUCUAGAGACGGGGCAGCGGCAGAGGGCUCGCAACAGAAAGCGAUUGCGAGCCCUGGCUAGGGGAUCUAGGGAGAAGGGGAGCUGGAAGAAAAACGUGAAGGUGAACGCGAGGGUGAAAGCGAAGGUGAAAGCGAAGGUGAAAGCGAAGGUGAACGCGAAAGUGAACGCGAAGGUGAACGCAAAGGUGAACACGAUGGUGAACGCGAGGGUGAACGCGAGGGUGAACGCGAAAAGCAAGCGAGAGGAGGAGAGAGGGGGGGAGAGAGGGGAGAGAGAGGGGGCGAGAGAGGAGAUGAGAGAGGAGAUGAGUACCAAAACAGUCAAUGUGGAAGAAGACGAGAGUCAGCAUAGAUGGGCUGAUAGUCAGGAAAGUGUUGUGCACGAUGAUACUGUUUGCGGUUAUAGUAAAAACCCUGCGGAUCCCAACAGGUAUGAUCCGGGAAAUUGGAACGGACUCUUUGAGGGUUAAUUUGGAAUUUGACGGUAUUGAGUCAAUGGGCUUGAUACUCGGUCAGUGACGCUCACUUUGCACUGGGUGGUGAGCGAGGGGUUCUUUGAGCGCGUUCAAUUGUUGUUCGACGCGUCUGGGGAAGUGUCUUUUUAUUGGUUGAUCGCG